UCGCCCCGGCCGUCCCCGUCGUCCCUCCCCUCUCCGUCCACCGCUGCCUGCGAGUGGGGAGCGAGCUCGCCAGAUAUUUUUACCCGCGUCGCCUCCGCCUCCUCGCCGUUCCGGGCGCACGAGCGGUGGGAAGCCAUGAACUGCCUCCAGAACCUGCUCAAGGAGCCUCCAAUCGUAGGAUCCAGAUCCAUGAGGCGGCCCUCUCCGCUCAAUCUGGCGAUGGUUCGUGGCGGGAGUCGCCGAUCAAACACCGUCAAAACUAUGCAGCCACCUGGGGCGUCCACUUCUGGUGCCGAGAGCAGUGCAGUGGAGGUGGGCACGGAGAAGUCUGAAGUGUACAGCACUAACAUGACACAGGCUAUGGGAGCAGCGUUGACAUACAGACAUGAGCUCGGGAUGAACUACAAUUUCAUACGCCCAGACUUGAUUGUAGGCUCCUGCUUACAGAGUCCUCUUGAUGUUGAUAAGCUUCGGAAGAUUGGUGUCAAAACUAUAUUCUGCUUGCAGCAGGAUUCGGAUCUUGAAUAUUUUGGAGUCAACAUCCGUGCCAUUCAAGAUUAUUGUCUACAAUUCAAAGAUAUUGAGCACUGCCGUGCUGAAAUUAGGGAUUUUGAUGCUUUUGAUUUGCGAUUGAGGCUUCCUGCUGUGGUUAGCAAAUUGCACAAGCUUGUCAACUGUAAUGGUGGCGUAACAUAUAUUCAUUGCACUGCUGGACUUGGAAGAGCUCCUGCUGUGGCACUCGCUUAUAUGUUCUGGAUUCUUGGGUACAGUCUUAAUGAAGGACAUCAGCUACUUCAGAGCAAAAGAGCUUCCUUUCCAAAGUUGGAAGCCAUUAAGUUGGCAACUGCUGACAUUCUGACGGGAUUAUCCAAAAAUACAAUCACUUUGAAAUGGGAAGAUGAUACUUCGUCUUCUGUUGAAAUUUCUGGGCUCGACAUUGGCUGGGGUCAGAGAAUUCCUUUGACAUAUGAUAAGGAGAAAGGAGCUUGGUUUCUUGAGAAAGAGUUGCCCGAAGGACGGUAUGAAUACAAAUACAUAGUGGAUGGCAACUGGCUGUGCAAUGAGCAUGAGAAUAUAACCAAACCGAAUGCCGACGGCCAUGUGAACAACUUUGUCCAGGUCUCAAGGGACGGUACGAGUGAUGAAGAGAAGGAACUAAGGGAGCGUUUGACGGGCCCAAACCCUGAUCUUACGGAUGAGGAAAGGCUGAUGAUCAGAGAGUACUUGGAACAAUACGUGGAGGCUGAGCAAUAGGAGGUCCAGUUGAGAUGAAGCUAGUGGCUGGGUCCGGCUUUGGCGUCAGGGAACAACACAAUGAAGAGGCGAUGGACCUUCCCGGGGGAAAAAAUUGUUGUUGUCCGCUGUCAAUAGUAGCUUAACCGUGGAAAUGGGCUCAUUGUGCAUAGAAGGAGCAAUCUGUGUUGUUGACACCGUUGCGACCGCAUAGAAAAUAAGUAUUUGUAAAGUCACCAGCAUAAAAUAAGUAGCGUAUGGUCCUGAAUAAAUUGAAUGUAGCUUUUGUUCUUUGUUUUUC
This is a messenger RNA of Setaria italica (foxtail millet), 1534 nucleotides long. Its product is annotated as phosphoglucan phosphatase DSP4, amyloplastic. Bases 136 to 1254 code for a protein of 372 amino acids. The transcript is spliced from 15 exons. NCBI's taxonomy places the organism in Eukaryota, Viridiplantae, Streptophyta, Magnoliopsida, Poales, Poaceae. Gene Ontology annotation, biological process: starch catabolic process; protein dephosphorylation. Gene Ontology annotation, cellular component: chloroplast. Gene Ontology annotation, molecular function: starch binding; carbohydrate phosphatase activity; protein tyrosine/serine/threonine phosphatase activity. The record is from RefSeq and is a predicted model, not a curated record.